GGGAGAAAGGAGAAAAAGAAAAGGAUUGAGAAUAGUAGCAAGUUUUAUUGCUUUUCGGGGGUUUUCAGUUUUCAUUCUUCAGCUGAGAAAAAGAAAGAGAAGCGGAAACCAAACCCCAACUCCAAACCUACCCCCAAACCUCUAAACGACAAUGUUCAGAAACCAAUACGACACCGAUGUUACUACGUGGAGUCCCGCUGGGAGGCUCUUCCAGGUUGAAUACGCAAUGGAGGCAGUGAAGCAGGGUUCCGCCGCAAUUGGCCUCCGAUCCAAAACGCACGUCGUUUUAGCAUGCGUCAACAAGGCCAACUCCGAGCUCUCUUCUCACCAGAAGAAGAUCUUCAAAGUCGAUGACCACAUCGGCGUUGCCAUCGCCGGACUCACCGCCGACGGCCGCGUUCUCUCGCGCUACAUGCGCAACGAGUGCAUCAACUAUUCGUAUACCUAUGAGUCUCCUCUUCCCGUUGGACGACUCGUCGUUCAGCUCGCUGACAAGGCUCAGGUUUGCACCCAGCGGUCAUGGAAGCGUCCUUAUGGGGUUGGCCUCUUGGUCGGUGGACUGGAUGAAUCAGGAGCUCACCUCUAUUAUAACUGUCCAAGUGGAAACUAUUUUGAAUAUCAGGCUUUUGCAAUUGGUUCUCGCUCACAAGCCGCCAAGACAUACUUGGAACGCAAGUUUGAGAACUUCAUGAGCUCCUCACGCGAAGAACUGAUUAAAGAUGCACUUAUUGCAACUAGAGAGUCUUUGCAAGGUGAAAAGCUCAGGAGCUCCGUAUGCACUAUUGCUGUGGUUGGAGUUGGUGAGCCGUUUCACAUUUUGGAUCAAGAGACUGUACAAAAGUUGAUUGAUGAAUUUGAGAUUGUUAGGGAUGAUGAACCUCCGGCUGAACCUCAGCCUGCAGCUGAGCAGGAUGCUCCUGCAGAUCAGGGUACCGGUGCUGAUCAAGGUGCAGCCGCUGCAAGUCCAGAUGUUGCUCCUAUGGACAUUUGAUAAUUUAAGCUCCAGCGAUAGAGGGGUUAAGAACAGUUAUUUACAGAUGAGUAGAAUUCAUGGUGAGUGUGUCAUGGGAAAAGAUAUCUCUUUGAUGGAUUUUAUUUUCUUAAUCAUGUUGGUUUAUGCAAUUCUUCCAUGGCUGAUAACUGAACAAUUUAGUGAUACCGUUUGAUAGACUUUGAAAGUGUUUGAUGGAACGCUCAAUUUACGGCUUCA
Messenger RNA from Arachis stenosperma, 1210 nucleotides. Its product is annotated as proteasome subunit alpha type-1-B-like. The record is from RefSeq and is a predicted model, not a curated record. NCBI's taxonomy places the organism in Eukaryota, Viridiplantae, Streptophyta, Magnoliopsida, Fabales, Fabaceae. Bases 152 to 991 code for a protein of 279 amino acids. Gene Ontology annotation, cellular component: proteasome core complex, alpha-subunit complex; proteasome core complex. Gene Ontology annotation, biological process: ubiquitin-dependent protein catabolic process. The transcript is spliced from 2 exons.